GCGCGCCUCCUUCAUCUCACACCUCCACGAGCGGCGCGUCCCCUCCACCUGCGUCUCGCCUCUCCUCAUCACUCUCUCUUUUCCUCACCACUGUCUCUUACGAGCCACAGACAUGGCCCGGCUCAGCGAGCUGCCCAGCUCGGCGCCCGCCGACGUCGCCGAGGGCUCGUCUGCCGCCGCGCUGGCGGCCGAGGUGCCGGCAGAUGCACCUGCGGAUGCAGCUGCCGACGGCGAGGAGGAUGAGGAAGACGAGGAUGGCGACGGCUAUGAAGUCGAGGCGAUCCUGAGCCACGAGAAGAACCGCAUUAUCAAGGGCGAGAUUGCCUACCUCUGCUCGUGGAAGGGCUACUCGCCCGAGGACAACAGCUGGGUGACGGCGAGCGAUGCAGUCGGCAUGAAGGAGUUGACCGACAUCUACUGGGCCAAGCAAAAGAAGGCCACCGAGAUCGUCAAGCACAAGACAUCCUUCUCCGGCUCGGCACUCAAGGGCGCCGGCACUCGCGGCCGCACGUCUCCUGCGGCGAAGGAGACGCCCAAGAAGACGCCUGCUCGCGCUGCAGCGGCCGCAGCGACUGCGUCGUCGGCUAUCAACUCGGGCAAGAAGCGCGGACGUCCGCCUGGCGGCUCCGCUAAGAAUGAUGCGGCAAUCGAUGAGGCUCUCGAGGCGCGUGACUCUCGCAAGCGCUCGCGUACGGCAGCCGCGGCCAACCUCUCGCGCAACGCAGAGGACGACCCGAAGGACUUGGAGGCAGAUGAAGAUGCGGACGACAGUGAUCUGGUGGCGCGCUUUGGGGCGGAGGAGGUGGAGCGUAGGAAGCGCAUUCGCCAGGCGCAAAAGUACGAGGCCCUCGCGGACUGGGAGAAUGUGGUGCACCACGUCGAGACGGUGGAGAAGCUCGACAACGGAAAGCUCGUCGCCUUCGUCAUCUUCGAGGACGGGGAACGACACUGCUACGAGGCACCAGUGACGAACCACCGCUGCCCGCAGAAGAUGAUUGCGUUCUACGAGUCCAAGCUGCGCUUCAAGCCCGAGGCAUCCGCGGCUGCCAACCUGCUCAAGAUUGAGCGCAUGGAGAACGACGCGCGUGCUCGCGCACUCAAAGCAGCAGACGCCGCGCUCGCGGCGCAGAACAUCGAGGCAGCACGCGCUGCUUCCUCUCCCUCGGGCACGCAGCAGCCGCAGGAGGACAGCCAAGACGCGGCGGAUGCCGCAGCUGAACUUACGGAGGAGGCGGCGCCGGCCGAGCAGGCGGCCGCGACUGAGGCCGCGACGCAGGAAGAUGGAGCGGCACCGGCUUCUGGGAGCGUCGCUGCUGCUGCUGCGGAGGAGGAGGAGAACGUGUCGAUGAGCGCGCCCAACGGCACGAACGACAGCGACGCCGCGGCGUCGACGGAGGCGCUGCCUUCUGGCUCUCUGCUGCCUGCCGGCGCAGAGGUGGGCGCAGCGGCAGAUGGCGAUGUCGAGAUGGACGAGGCCGCGCCCAUUCCUUCCUCGGCUGCGGCGGGCAUCAACGGCACGGAUGCUGCCUCGGACGCCGCAGUGGCGCCGACUUCUUCAUCGGCCGACACUUCCUCCGUCGCGACGCCCGCCGCCGCCGCCGCUGCUGCUGCUCCUGCGGCCAUUGGCGCACUGGAUGCCCCACAGGCACCGGCUGCUCCUGCCAUCUAAUUCUCGGCCUUUCGAAAGGGCCUGCAUCGUCCACUCCACUACUACUCUGCUUUGCUCGUCACGACUACUUUUCCCAUGCCUCGCUCGCUUCUCGCUCUCGCAAUACCAAAGCCCAU
Molecule: messenger RNA, 1785 nt
Organism: Tilletiopsis washingtonensis
Lineage: Eukaryota; Fungi; Basidiomycota; Exobasidiomycetes; Entylomatales
Exons: 5
Coding region: 113-1669 (518 amino acids)
Cellular component (GO): nucleus
Source: RefSeq, a predicted model, not a curated record